AUGAUAACCUCCUCGAAAAGCUAUACAAAGACGAAAAUAGACAAUGUCAUGGCGCUGAUUAUAGCUGUUGGAGCGUCUGGUUUCGCCAUUUCCGGCUUUAACGUUAACCAUUUGGAUAUUGCGCCACGUUAUGCCUCCAUUUUGAUGGGAAUUACCAACUCCUGCGGAACGUUAAGUGGCAUCCUCGUUUCUAUUGUUUCCGGAGCGCUGACGAAAGAUACUCGCGUCGAAGACACUGCCGACGCCCGCGAAGCCUGGCGAGACGUCUUUGUCCUAGCAGCUUGUGUUCAUAUCUUCGGCGUUGUAUUUUAUGGAUUCUUUGCAUCUGCUGAGAAACAGUACUGGGCUGAGCCGCAUGAAGAUAUGAUCAGACUUUAUGAUGAAGAUACUGGCUUCGGAGGUGAAGAUAAUGAAGGAAUAGUUCGAAAUUAA
Messenger RNA from Oikopleura dioica, 432 nucleotides. Lineage: Eukaryota; Metazoa; Chordata; Appendicularia; Copelata; Oikopleuridae. The record is from the annotation of a GenBank genome assembly.